Porites lobata is the source of this 1483-nucleotide messenger RNA. The record is from the annotation of a GenBank genome assembly. NCBI's taxonomy places the organism in Eukaryota, Metazoa, Cnidaria, Anthozoa, Scleractinia, Poritidae.
GGUCGCUUACAGGAGGUGGUCGUUUAUGAUAGGUUCCAAUUGGAAGGCUUUGACUGGGAAAAUUUUUUUGAUUUGGAUAGGCGGUCGCUUAUGGGAGGUAGUCACACAUGGAGGUUCGACUGUAUUAUAAACGCAACUGUUGAUGAACUAUGUAAUUUGUAGCUAGAAUAUUUUUAGUUUCCACAGCAAUAUGGGUGGGGGUCAGUUUUACAAUAUGUACAACUUAUGGGGGGUCAUUUCUACAUAAAAAGCUAGGAUGAAUUGGGGGUUUGGUUUGGAAAUCUUCGAUUAAUCUUCUUCAAAAUAAGUGGCCUGCCCUCACAGGUAAUAAUUAAACGACCAGCCCCUGAAGUUACUCUUUGUACUUACUCUUCUAGAUUACACUAAGAUACAUUUAUUUUACUUCAAAUUGCAUUUGGCUGCAUUUUAAAUGUCCACCUAGAAGCUUAUAAAAAAUUUUUUUGUCUACAAAGAAGAUCUUUGGGAACUUUUGCUGUUUGUGUUAAGACAAUUUUUUAUUGCACAAUAUAAAUAUAGUAAAUAUAAUAUUACUAUCUUAUCUAAUUUUAGAUGUGAUGUUCAAGGUCAACAAGGAAUAUCCUCAGAAAAGGGUACAUCUAUGUCCAAAGGUAAUUAUCUUCUGUCAAUUAAAAGUAAUUAAUCUGAAUUCAAAUUUGACAUGAAUCGUCAUUAGCAAUUGAAUGAGUCUGAGGAGGAUGUGAAGAAUUAUGCAGAUCAAGGAAGAUUUCAGCCACAAUGGAUAAAAUCUUCUGAGAUCUGCAUAAUUUUUCGCAUCAUAUGGUAGCUGAAGGCAAUGAUUGUUUAAUUAUUCAUUCAAAAUAUUUCUAAGUUCUUAACAAGCUUUCCUUCUGGUAGAAUUUCUUUGAAACUUUGGCCUAUUUCUUUGGAUGGUUAUGAGCGGAUAUUUAUCCUUGCAGAUACUCCUCAAAAAGUAGAUAACAAGAUCGAUAACAUCCAUCAAGCAAUAUGUAAAAGUGUAUUCUUGCAUUUCUUCUGUCCCGUUAGUUAGAAAUUUGGCUAUUUUGUCUUCAGACAGCUGCGUGAAUGGCAUUUCCUUGUGUCAACUUCACCCAAUAAUAAACAGCUAGGCCGUCUGCUGUGACUGGAACGAGGUUGAAGGAUGUUAUAUCAUAAUUUAUACCAUUGAAUCAAUUGUAUACUGCUUGCAUCUUCCAAAUUUUAUGGUAAGUACCCUCUGGUUAUAAAGAAUUAGCCAGGGGAUUGGAGCCAGUCAGAAAGGGCCGAAAAAUUUUGAUUGAGUAAUCAUGUACAUUAUGCAUUAGGGUACAAAAUAGAACAGUUAUGUUAUUGAUUGUAUUUUAUCUGUUAAGAUAGUUAUAUCUUAUUGCUAAUGUUGAUUUGUGUUUUUUUGCAGGUCAGAUGCAUAUGCUACAAACAGACUGGAUCAAGUCCUCAACAUUUAGGAUUUAGAGGUUAUCUUGAGUACCGUGAGUGCUGUAUA